This is a messenger RNA of Echinococcus granulosus, 369 nucleotides long. Its product is annotated as Histone H2B. Lineage: Eukaryota; Metazoa; Platyhelminthes; Cestoda; Cyclophyllidea; Taeniidae. The record is from RefSeq and is a predicted model, not a curated record. The coding region runs from base 1 to 369 and encodes 122 amino acids. Gene Ontology annotation, molecular function: structural constituent of chromatin; DNA binding; protein heterodimerization activity. The transcript has a single exon. Gene Ontology annotation, cellular component: nucleosome.
AUGGCUCCCAAAGUAGUGUCAGGCAAGGCCGCGAAGAAGGCGUCGAAGGUGAAGGUGCCGAAGACGGACAAGGCGAAGAAGAGGAGGAGGAAGGAGAGCUACGCCAUCUACAUCUACAAGGUGUUGCGCCAGGUGCACCCAGACACGGGCAUCUCCUCGAAGGCGAUGUCGAUAAUGAACUCCUUUGUGAACGACAUCUUCGAGCGAAUUGCCGCCGAGUCGAGUCGGUUGGCGCAUUACAAUAAGAAGUCGACCAUCACGAGCAGAGAGAUCCAGACUGCUGUGCGUCUGCUGCUGCCGGGUGAGUUGGCAAAGCACGCGGUGUCGGAGGGCACGAAGGCUGUGACCAAGUACACCGGCUCCAAGUAG